UUGACAAGGCAGCAGCUUCCAAGUGUAAAAAGCCAAGAUGAAGCCAAGUUUCAUAGCUGCCUUCUUUCUGUUGAGCUGGAGCUGUUGUUCAGCUUUCCCUCUCCCUGAUGAUGAUGAUGAUGAUGAUGACCUAUCACAGGAGGACUUCCAGUUUGCAGAGAACUAUCUGAAGACAUACUACAAUCUUUAUUCUAACCCUGCUGGUAUACUAAUGAAGAAAGCCUCGAGAACUGCAACAGAAAAACUUAAAGAAAUGCAGUCGUUCUUUGGCUUGGAAGUGACUGGCAAACUGGAUGAUAACACUUUAGAUGUGAUGAAAAAGCCAAGAUGUGGAGUCCCUGAUGUGGGAGAAUAUAACUUUUUCCCUCGAAAUAUCAAGUGGCCUAGGUUUGAUUUAACCUACAGAAUCCUGAAUUAUACUCCAGACCUGACCCAAGCAGAAGUGGACAAGGCAAUAAGAAAAGCACUGAAGGUCUGGUCUGAUGUGACACCUCUCAACUUUACCAGGCUCCACAAUGGCACUGCUGAUAUCAUGAUCUCCUUUGGAACAAAAGAGCAUGGAGACUUCUAUCCUUUCGAUGGACCUUCUGGACUUCUGGCUCAUGCUUUUCCUCCAGGGCCCAAUUAUGGAGGGGAUGCUCAUUUUGAUGAUGAUGAGAUGUGGACUAAUAGUGCCAAAGGAUAUAACUUGUUUCUUGUUGCUGCCCAUGAAUUUGGCCACUCCUUGGGCCUGGACCAUUCCAAAGAUCCUGGUGCACUUAUGUUUCCCAUCUAUACCUACACUGGCAAAAGUGGCUUUGUGCUUCCUGAUGAUGAUGUACAAGGCAUCCAAACUCUUUAUGGCCCUGGUGAUGAAGACCCUGACCCUAAACAUCCCAAAACACCAGACAAAUGUGAUCCUGCCUUAUCAGUGGACGCCAUCACUAGCCUUCGAGGCGAAACAAUAAUCUUUAAAGAUAGAUUCUUCUGGCGUCUGCAUCCUCAGAUGAUUGAACCAGAUCUGUUUUUAACCAAAUCAUUUUGGCCAGAACUUCCAAACAGUAUUGAUGCUGCAUAUGAGAACCCUGCUCAUGAUCUGAUAUUCAUCUUUAGAGGCAGAAAGUUUUGGGCCCUGAAUGGCUAUGACAUACUGCAGGAGUACCCCAAGAAAAUUUCUGAACUGGGGUUCCCAAGAGAGGUGAAAAGGAUAGAUGGUGCAGUUCACAUUGAAGCUACAGGGGAGACUCUCUUCUUCACUGGAGAUCAUUUCUGGAGCUAUGAUGAAACUAACAACACAAUGAACAAAGGCUAUCCUAAACUACUUCAGGAAGAAUUCCCAGGAAUUGGUAACAGAGUAGAUGCUGUUUAUGAAAAAAAUGGUUAUAUAUAUUUCUUUAAUGGAGUCUUACAGUUCGAGUACAGCAUCUGGAGUCAACGCAUUGUUAGAGUCAUGCCAACCAAUUCUCUCUUAUGGUGUUGAAUGUGGCCAUGUGGUUUUAUAUCAUUAUUCAGAUUUUCACCCAUGAAGAAAUGUGACUAUGUGUUUUGGGGCCUACCAGGAAAGAGCCUCAUUCUGUCAGCUAAUUUCCUAUGAACUUUAUUACUGAAAAUGCACUGUACACAUGGGGAAGUGGUAAAAUUUUAUGUCAGGCUGGAACUGCAUUGUACUUAUUUAAACCAAUGUAAUUCUGUAUCUCCGUGGUCUACCAGAUGUGUUAAGUAUGACAAACAGAAGCUCUUUGGAGAAAGGUUAACCUCGAGGGGUGGAAUGUCUGGAAUGAAUAGAUCCUAGUCAAUUUCCCAAAGGCCGGAACAAACAAUUUGGUGUUUUAUAAAGAAUAUUCUUAUUUCUAAGUCUGUCUCCCAAAAGUUACUGGGAGACUUAAGCAAGUUCCAAAGAAAGGCAACGGGGUAGUCUAAUGGUUAGGACUAAGAUAAUUGAAAGUCAAGAGUCCUGGCUCCUGUCUCAUUUCAGCCAUGCCAGUGACUCAAAAGAUGAAUUUCAGUAAGGUAAAUUCUAUCUUCUGUGAAAAAAGCGUCCCUGAGCUAUCUGUAUUUUUGGUAAGAUAUAUUAGAUCUUUUUAUUUUAUUUUAAAUGUUUUACUGAUGCUUUUUUAUAUAAUAGUUAUUUCCCAAUAAUGCUCCUAGUAACUGAGAGAAGUCUCUCUUAUGACAAAGAAAAACAGCUAAACAAAACCAAACAACACAGUGAUUGCACCUGUCAUUGUAUGCAGCAUUCCAUGCCUCUCUACUGAGGGGGGGAAGUAUGUUUCAUUAUUGAUCUUCUAGAUACAAGAUGGAUCAAUGCAUAAGAAUUUUCUCAGAUUUCUUUAGAUUCACAAUGUAGAAUAAUGACUCAAUGGUCAUUAUCUCAAUAAUUGAAGCCAGAAAAAAAGGGGAAAAAUCGCUAUCUUUUAUCAUCUAGAUAUUUUAAGCAAAAUUAGUUAUAGUUUGGUGUAUUUAAAAUUGGUCAUUGCCUCAAUUGUCUACUGCAUCAGGAAUGUAGGGACACAGUUUUUAUUUAGACCUUUUACUUCGUAAUAAAAGUUACUUUGUGAUAAAAGUUUUUUUAUAGAUUGAAAAUGAUAACCAGAGAUAUCCAAUAUAAUGAUAAAAAUUAUGAUAAUCCAGGAAAGGUUCAUAAAGCUAGAAAAUCUUGUGGCUUAAAAAAACUGGAUAAAGAACAAGAAAUAGCAUAAAAUUUCUAAAUGUAUUUGAUAAAGUUCACAAUAAAAUUGUUUUAACUCUAAA
Molecule: messenger RNA, 2730 nt
Organism: Sarcophilus harrisii (Tasmanian devil)
Lineage: Eukaryota; Metazoa; Chordata; Mammalia; Dasyuromorphia; Dasyuridae
Gene: MMP13
Product: matrix metallopeptidase 13
Exons: 10
Coding region: 38-1459 (473 amino acids)
Biological process (GO): extracellular matrix organization; collagen catabolic process; proteolysis
Cellular component (GO): extracellular matrix
Molecular function (GO): zinc ion binding; metalloendopeptidase activity
Source: RefSeq, a predicted model, not a curated record